AAUAAACGUCAAACACUAACCUCAAACAUCAAAAUGACAGUUUCUUAGAAUAUUACCACAAACGUUACAAAUAAUUAUUAUAAUUAAUGAAAUAUGCGUUUUGAAGAUCCUGAAAACUAGCCCAAAAUGGAUGACAGCAAAGGCACCCCCGAGAGUGAUUUCAGUAUUGAAUGUUUUCAAAACUACACAGCCCCCGAGGUCUUUAUUCAAGGCCUAGCUGGAAUAGUCGAUCAACAGGAUGUUGAAUCAAUGAUAAGAGCCCAGAAACAGAUGUUGCAAAGAUUCGAAAAAACUAAUGAGAUGCUCACUAAUUGUAAUGCGUUGAGUGCGAACCGGUUGAAAACCAUUGGACCUGAGUUUAAAAAACACACGCAGCUGUUGUUGGAGAUGAAAAAAGACUUGGAUUAUAUUUUUAAGAAAAUUCGCGUAAUUAAAACUAAGCUGUCAAGCCAGUAUCCUGAGGCAUUUGCUGAAGCUGUUAGGAGUAGUCUUGCAGAGGAGUGUGAAGAAGAUGAGGAUUUGAAUGAAAGCAGCGUUAAUAGUAAGAAGGAUAAUAGGCGGAGUCUUCAUUUGAAAAGCACUGAAAAUGUUGAAGUUGAAAGGAGGGCUUCUCAAUAAAAUUUUAGCUGGAAACUUAUUUAUUUAUUAAACUAUGAAGCGUA
Messenger RNA from Tribolium madens (black flour beetle), 662 nucleotides. RefSeq names its product kxDL motif-containing protein CG10681. The coding region runs from base 127 to 618 and encodes 163 amino acids. Gene Ontology annotation, biological process: lysosome localization. The transcript has 2 exons. Gene Ontology annotation, cellular component: BORC complex. NCBI's taxonomy places the organism in Eukaryota, Metazoa, Arthropoda, Insecta, Coleoptera, Tenebrionidae. The record is from RefSeq and is a predicted model, not a curated record.